Molecule: messenger RNA, 7095 nt
Organism: Metarhizium album ARSEF 1941
Lineage: Eukaryota; Fungi; Ascomycota; Sordariomycetes; Hypocreales; Clavicipitaceae
Product: polyketide synthase
Exons: 9
Coding region: 1-7095 (2364 amino acids)
Biological process (GO): fatty acid biosynthetic process; secondary metabolite biosynthetic process
Molecular function (GO): fatty acid synthase activity; phosphopantetheine binding; oxidoreductase activity
Source: RefSeq, a predicted model, not a curated record
AUGGAUGAUGACAUAGCCGUCAUUGGUCUUGGCCUUCGCUUCCCCGGGGAAGCCACCAAUCCGGAGAGCCUGUGGAAGGUUUUGGAGGCUGGAGAGUCACAGUGGUCCGAGAUACCUAAAGAGCGGCUAAAUGUUGAUGGAUAUUAUCAUCCCAGUGGAGAUCGACAAGGGAGUAUCUCGUUCAAGGGAGCACAUCUUCUCAAAGGAGACAUCAGAGCCUUUGACGCGACUUUCUUCUCAAUUCCCUCGGAAGAUGCCAGAGCAAUCGACCCUCAGCAACGAAUGCUGUUGGAGGUCUCGUAUGAGGCACUCGAAAACGCUGGUCUGAAAAAGGAAGAUGUUUACGGAAGCGAUACUUCCGUUUACGUCGGAUCGUUUGUCAAAGACUACGAACAAGUAUGUCUUCGAGACCCGGAUUGGUCUCCACAAUAUGCCGCCACCGGCAACGGCAUUGCCAUUAUGGCAAACCGGAUUUCAUACUUCUUCAACUUCCAUGGACCUAGUGUGACAGUCGACACUGGCUGCAGUGGCAGUUUAGUAUCUGUCCACCUGGGAGCCCAAAGCCUGCGCAACAGGGAGUCGUCUCUUGCCAUAGCUGCAGGGGCGGGCAUGAUUCUCACACCAAGCACCAUGAUGCCAAUGACUGCCUUGAACUUCCUGAGUCCAGAUGGAAAGUGCUUUACUUUUGACAAACGAGCUAACGGUUACGGUCGCGGAGAAGGUAUCGGUGUUGUUGUCAUGAAGCGCCUAUCCGAUGCUCUUCGAGAUAACGACACAAUCCGAGCUGUCAUUCGUGGCACUUCAAUUAACCAAGAUGGUCGAACGACCGGAAUCACUCUCCCCAGUAAGGAGGCUCAGAUGGCAAACAUCCGAACCGUGUACAAGUCGGCCGGCCUUGACUUUGACCAGACCGCAUAUGUUGAGUGUCAUGGAACAGGAACACAGGCGGGCGAUUGGCGAGAGCUCAAGGCCAUUUCUGAAACACUAGCAGCCGAUCGAGAUAUCAGGAAACCAAUUGUGGUUGGAUCGAUAAAGCCGAAUAUUGGCCAUCUUGAGGGCGCCGCCGGAGUGGCUGGGUUGAUUAAAGGAGUCAUGGUUCUCGAAAAAGGCAAAAUUCCGCCCAACAUCAACUUCCAAUCUGGCAACCCAGACAUAAACUUUGAAUCCUGGAGGGUCAGAGUUCCGACGGCUGUUAUGGAUUGGCCCAACCCUGGACUUCGCAGAGUAAGCGUUAAUUGCUUCGGCUUCGGAGGCACGAAUGCCCACGCAAUUUUGGACGAAGCGCCAGAAUACUUGCUAUCCCGCGGCUUGGUCGGGAACCAUAGCUCUGUUGAUGUGACUUCUUCAAGCUCCGACCAACUCAGGCUUGACAAGGAUGCUACCGACACACCCGAGAAUGAUGAGUAUCAGCUCUUUUGCUACUCUGCUCACGAAAGGGGUGGCGUAUCCCGUAUCAUGGGUUCUCACUCGGAGUACAUCAAGGCACAGGCGAAAACAGGAUCCCGAGCGUUGUUGCGAAACUACUCAUACACCCUCGCUUGCCGCCGGUCAGUUAUGGAAUGGAAAGGGUUCGUCGUGGCAAAGUCGAUGACAGAACUUGCAGCUAAACUUGAAACUGCUGGGUCUUCAAAGACUGUCCGUUCGUCUAGCAAAGGGCAGCCACGCAUUGGCUUUGUCUUCUCCGGGCAAGGAACCCAAUGGGCUAAGAUGGGUCAAGAUCUGAUGGAGUUUGCAGUCUUCAGAGACAGUCUCGAAGACGCAUGCGAGUAUUUGUUGCAUUCUCUUCAGUCGCCUUUCAACUUGAUCAGAGAGAUUAUGAGGGAUGAACCCGACUCGGACAUUUCAUACCCUCACAUUGCACAGCCUGCUACGACAGCAAUCCAAGUAGCCUUGGUCGACCUUCUUCGCUCUUUUGGUGUCUCGCCUACAAGCAUAAUUGGUCACUCUUCGGGCGAAAUAGCUGCUGCCUACGCUGGAGGCGCCAUUUCCCGGUUCCAUGCAUGGGAAAUCGCCUACUUCCGGGGAUUGGCUGCUAUCAGCAUGCCAAUCCGGGCUCCAAAGCUGAAAGGAGCUAUGAUGGUGCUAGGCAUGUCAGUCGACGAGACACAAAAGUACCUGGAAGACAAGCACUUAUCGGCAGAGAUUGCCUGUGUCAAUAGUCCAGCAUCAACAACCAUUUCAGGCAGAGUUGAGGCCAUAGAGGCCAUUGCUCAAGGUCUUGAUGAACAAAAACAGAAGACAUUCCACCGUACUCUGAAAGUUCGGACUGCGUACCACUCAUCCCACAUGCGGCUUGUCGAGCACGAUUACAGAGACUCUCUUGUAUCCAUAGAACCGAGAGCGCUUCAAGGCCAAGUCCAGAUGUUCUCCUCCGUCACUGGGAAGUCUGUUCGGGGAGAAGAACUGGGGCCUCGCUACUGGUCCGAUAACAUGGUCAAUCCCGUGCAAUACGUGGCAGCGUUGACGUCCAUGAUGGAGCAGCCAGUCGAGUCUCGCCCCGAGAUUCUCAUCGAAAUUGGCCCUCGAGCUGCCUUGCGGUCGCCUACGGCAGAGACCAUGGCGUCCUUUGUUCGCCCAGACUCGAUCCCCAAAUACUACUCCGUCAUGCAGCCAAAGACCAAUGGUGUCUUAAAAGUCCUCGGGCUGGUGGGAGAUCUUUGGACCGAAGGCUACUGCUUGAACAUGGAGCAGGUUGUUUCUCGAGGUGAGAUCCAAAGGAUGAAGUGCCUGUCCAACCUCCCCCCAUACCCAUGGAAUCAUGACAAGUCAUACUGGCAUGAGUCGCAUCUCAGUGUUGCCAAUAGAAAUCGAGAAUAUCCCCGUCAAGACCUGAUUGGGGCAAUGACUGCAGACUCAACCCCCUUUGAGCCGCGUUGGCGUGGCUUCCUUCGAGUCUCGGAGAACCCCUGGAUUCAGGACCACCAAGUCCAGAAAACUAUUGUAUAUCCGGCUGCGGGUAUGAUUUCUAUGGUCCUUGAAGGGGCCAAACAGAUAAGACCGGAAAUCAAUGGCUUUCUGGGGUACGAAAUCAGUGGCAUGCAUCUUUCAAAGGCCAUGAUGGUUCCCAACACGGAGCAUGGCCUCGAGGUGGCACUGAAUAUCAAGAUUACUACCGACAUCAGUGGGCAAGUUCAGCCCAAGGCCAGUCACCAGUUUUCCAUCUACUCCAAACACUUGGGUCGAGACUGGGAACAGCAUGCCACUGGACUUGUACAGUUCAAGUACUCGGGUUGUUGUGGUUUGGACCCAACCGCAGCUCAUGACGAUGAGCUGGACAAGAUCUCCAGUAGAUGCAAGAAGGCCAUAAACUCCCGUCAACUUUAUGAAGAUUUGGACACCAUUGGCAUGAACUACGGUCAAACUUUCCAGAAUGUAUCCAAUAUCUACAAAGGCCAGGGAGUUUGUGUGUGCAAGGUCAGCGUUCCAGACACCAAGUCCAAGAUGCCUGCCAAGUUCGAAUAUCCACACAUAAUUCACCCAGCAACCUUGGACUCCAUGUUUCAUCCUUUAUUUGCCAUUGAGACGGUUCCCAUGGUUCCAAAUUUUAUCGAGAGUCUCUUUGUGUCGACUGGCAUUGAUCAGGAUGGUCCAAAAUUGUUUUCUGGUUUCGCCACCGCCAAGCGUGUCGGACUGCAGGGUGCCUCUGCAAAGAUUGUCAUGAACGGCUACGGAGCCCCCAAGUCUCAAGUCAUUGUCAAUGGGCUGCACCUGACUGCUAUCCAUUCUGUCGGUGCCUCGCAGGAUAGGUUCCUUCCAAACUUUCGAAAUUUGUGCACGGAGAUUGUCUGGCGGGAAGACGCAGCCUUCGACUCGUCUACUGACCUCACGGAUCAAAUUUGCAUUCUUGCUCACAAAUUUCCAGGACUGGCUGUCUUGCAGGUUGGGGGCACUUCAGAGAACGCAACACAGCUACUGCAAGACCUCGCUCUUGCUGAAGAUGACGCGCCACGUCUCUCCAAGUUCACAUUGCUGGAACGCAAGGACUCGGACGCUUUUAAAGAAGUGAUGGAGACACUCAAAGAAAGUCCAGUGGAGCGCUUCAUUGAGCGAAAAACAGCCAUGGCGGACGUGAACUCCAAAUACCAUCUCAUCAUCUCGUACGGCCGUCUCGGCUCGGAAGUGAAGGAACUGAAGGACCGCCUCAAAGUUGGAGGCGUACUCAUGCAAGCCAGGUCUUCGUUGCGAAACCACUCUGCCGGCGCCAAUGGUCAUAGCGACGAACAAGACUCGGUACACUCGGUCCAUCCGAUUGUGUAUAGGCGUCCUGCUGCGUUGCUGAAAUCACCUGCUCCGCCACUCAUUUUACUUGCACCAGAGCAUGCGACUGACGAGAUCUCAGCUUUUGUCGAACUAGUGAAGUCCUACCAGACCAAGUCUGCUCAAGAGUACCAGGUAUGGGCCUUGAAUUCUCAAGAAAUUCUCAGCCAUGGCUCCCUCGUUGAGAGAUCGGUCAUUCUUUCACUGCUUGACGUUUGUCCUUCGCUUGAUCAGCACCACUCCAUCAUGCAGUGGGAUGAAUUCCACUUCAACUUGUUCAAGGACAUUCAGAGGGCGUCAAAGGGGAUGAUCUGGCUCACUCGCGGCGCUCACAUGAAUCCCCGCGACUUGCAAGGGUCGUCGAUUAUUGGCCUCGCAAGAACGCUCAUGUCAGAAGACCCUCGCAAGGUCAUUGUCACGUUUGAUCUGGAUGUGUCCACGAAAACAAAUGACAAAGCGCUCGUAAAUAAUAUCAUGACCGUGUUUUCUCAGACGUUCUGCGAAGAAGCGGCAUCAGAUUAUCCCGAAAUGGAAUUUGCGGAAAAGGAUGGCAAGGUCUUCAUUCCCCGGUUGAGAACAAUACAAGGCUUGAACCGAAUCAUCGAAGGCAACAACCCCAGUGUCUUGAGAAUUCGGCCUUUCCACAACGACCAAACUACUCCGGGGAGCACGUUAAACGUGAAGCUCUCUAUUGUCAACGCAGGUCUGUCCAACGACUCGUGGCAUUACACUGAAUUUCCCCGAACAGACAUACUUCCCGACGAAGUCGAGAUCAGAUUUAGCCAGACCCUUCUCGUAUCCCAGGACGUCGAAACAGUUCUUGGGCGCGACUUUGAAUCCAGCAUUGGCCUUGAUGUGCGAGGAACCAUCACCAGGAUUGGACGAAGUGUAACAGAGUUCCUUCCUGGAGAUGAAGUUGUAGGGCUGGUAUCCGGUGGAAGUAUUCAAAGCACGGUCAAGGUCAGACUGCCCUUCAUCCAGCGUCGUGAAACAAGUUUGUUCCCGAGUCAGCUCAUCAGCGCGUACUACGCAAUUGUCCAUAUGGGUAGGGGGAGACCAGGCAAAUCAGCCUUCGUUCAUGCUGGCGCGAGUGCGUAUGGCCUCGCGGCCAUCGCCUUUGCCAGGAUGCUGGGCGUCAAGGUGUAUACGACAGUUGUCGGGCCAGACCCCGAUGGUCAGCGCAAGAUCCUCGAGGGCUGCGGACUGACUUCGGACACAAUCUUCAGCGCCGAGGGCGAUUUCGUCCCACACGUCCUGUCAAUGACAGACGGCAAAGGUGUGGACAUCCUCUGCAGCACGGCGCGAGAUGAUGUGAACGGCGUUGAAAAAUGUGUCAAGGACUGUGGCGUGAUUGUGCGGCUUCUUGGUGGUAGCCCGUACUCUAUCGGGCGAAAUUUCGGUUCGACAAGUCGUGCCACUGUUGUCAAUUUUGACCUGCGACGGCUGCUGAGAGAGGACGCGGAUUUCGUGGCAGAGCUACUCGAAUCGUCAUCUGAGCUCCUUGGGCAGAAGCACUUUGAUGAUUCAAUCUUCGCCUCGACGGCACAGGAUUUCAGCAUCGAAUCGCUGGAUAAGGCGCUAAAAUAUGUUCAGGCACACCCAUAUCAGGGCCUCUGCACGGUCUCGGCCGGCUCUGAGGAGGAUCAGAGAGUUCAUGUACUCUGUGACAAUGACUGCAAGUCUCUGAACGAUGUCAUCGAUCCCGAGGGAACAUAUCUGCUGGCCGGUGGGCUCGGUGGUCUGGGGCGAAGCAUCGCCGAGCUUCUCACAGCCCAUGGCGCGAAGCAUCUGGCAUUCGUCUCUCGAUCAGGAACAUCGAAUAGCCAAGCCCGUGCCUUCGUCGAGGACUUGCAGAAUAGGGGCGCCGACGCAAAAGUUUAUCAAGCCGAUCUUUGUGACAUGGAGUCUCUCUCAGCAGUCAUCAAGAGCCAGGUGUCUGUUCAGAUGCCCCCGAUCCGAGGAGUAUUCCAGUGCGCCGCCGUCAUUCAGGACUCAGUCUUCGACAACAUGACGUACCAAAUGUGGAAUGCCGCAUACAAGCCAAAGACCCAAGGUUCUUGGAACCUGGUCAAGACAACGGCAGACCUGGAUAGCCAACCCUUCUUCAUCUUCCUGGCCAGUUCAGCGGGGGUCAUUGGCAAUCGGGGACAAGCCAACUACGCAGCCGGAAACAGCUUCAAAGACGCUCUAGCCCAUCACUGUCGCCUCCGAGGCGUCCCAGCGGUAUCCAUCGACCUCGGCCCCGUCCUCGGAGCAGGCAUGCUCGCCGGGGACGACGACAUGCUGGACAAGCUCCGUGCCGCCGGCUUCUACGGCAUCCGCCACGACGACUUCCUCACGGUUGUCAAGCACGCCAUCACCAUGGACAUGGGCCAUUCGGGCGGCACCACGCCGGCUCAGGUCAUCCUCGGAGUAGGAACAGGCGGCCUGCUGCGCCAGAACAAACCAGCGGACCCGUACUGGUCACGCACCGCGCUCUACUCCCACCUGAACUUGAUAGACGUGCCGCCGCCAGACCUCGAUGGCCCGAACGAAGAGCAAGGGGCCAACAUGAAGACCCUCCUGGCAAGGUGCAGCAGCACAGAGGGCGCCGUGGAUCUCAUCCGCCUCGGGCUAUCCAACAUGCUCGCCAAGGCUACGAAUCUGCUCCCCGAAGAAGUUGACGUCGACAAACCACCAAGUGCGUACGGCGUUGACUCGCUUGUCGCCGUUGGAGUCAGGAAUUGGGUACUGAGUAAUUGCAACGUCGAGGUUUCGGUCUUUGAGGUACUGAGCAACGACACGAUUAUGGAUAUGGCGCGUAUGAUUGCGACGAGGGGCGGAUACGAAAAGGCAUGA